Molecule: messenger RNA, 1074 nt
Organism: Cantharellus anzutake
Lineage: Eukaryota; Fungi; Basidiomycota; Agaricomycetes; Cantharellales; Hydnaceae
Product: membrane bound O-acyl transferase family-domain-containing protein
Exons: 1
Coding region: 1-1074 (357 amino acids)
Biological process (GO): lipid metabolic process
Source: RefSeq, a predicted model, not a curated record
AUGGGAUUAAACCUGAUGGGGGCGUUUGGCAUAAUGCGAACGAUAGACAUUUGUUUCGUAUCUUUACUAGAUACCGAACCUCCUCGAUGGAUCAAGCAUGGUAAACUUCUCCCCCUUCCAGAGACGGUACUUGGAAGAGCGGUGUACGCUUUCGACCUCGUGUCAUCCAUAAGAGGCAGGAGUUGGUUUCAGGGUACCGUCUGGAACUGGGCAUCCCCCUGGAUGAAACGGGUUCCUCCACCCUCAUAUUCCUCCAGAUUAUCCUUUCUUUUGUCUAAUCUUAAAUGGCUUGCUGCCCAAUACCUCAUUAUCGACAUCCUGGACACUCUCAACCAUCGAUACACCUGGUCACCUUCAAACCCUACACCUAUUACUUCACUUCCCUUCCCUGAACAGCUUCUUUGUGCCUUUUCUCUCUGCCUCUGUACGGUUUUUUCCAUCACUGCCCCUUGCCUCAUCUAUUCCAGCGUCUUCACCUUGGUUGGGUGUCCCCUCGAUGCGUGGCCAUCCAUGUUCGAUCGUCCGCUUUCUGCCAGUUCCCUCCAAGAUUUCUGGUCAAACAGGUGGCACGAGAUCUUCCGACGCGUUUUCGACCGUUUGUCGACAGGAAUCUUAUACAUUCCUUCGUCUGCUCUGUCCAAAGAUGUUCGUCGGGUUCUCCGAGCGACAGUCAUCUUUGCACUUUCGGGGGCUUUUCAUCUCGGUUUAAUCCAGCACACUGUUCAUUCUUCAAACAUUCGUCUGAAUGGAAGUGCAGCGACGUCAACUGCUGAUCCACAUUUAAUCCUUUCGGAAACAAAGCACAUCUUCCUUGACCCUUCUACCCUUAAAUUCUUUCUUUCUCAACCAUUCGGCCUUUUCCUCGAACGCGCCGUCAUCGUUCCCAUUGCGGCGAACCUCGCACCCAGAUUCAAAGGUCUUAUUACCCGAGUGUGGGUCUGGGUGUGGUUACUUUACUCAUCAAGAUGGUGGUGUGAUGCGUGGGUACAUGCUGGAUUAUGGAACAUGGAGGAGACGUUGGUUGGGUGGAGCCCUGUGAGGGGUAUCCUGAAAGGCCAGUGGUGGUUAGUAUAG